AUGAAUGAAGAUUCCCCUAUAAAUAGUAAAUUCAAAGGAAUAGAAGCUGAAUCAUCAUUAAAUUUUCAAGAAUAUUUCCUCAAAAAUGGAAUAGAAGAAAAAAAAAAAAAUAAUGAUGAAAAUAAUUUAAAAAAUUGCGACAUAAAUGUAAUAAAUAGUAAAAAAUAUAAAAAUAUAAGUUUAAAUGAACAGGAAAAAGAUGAACAAAAUGACAAAAUAAAUUCUCAAAGUAUUUCAAAUAUUAACUUUAUACCAAAAGUAGUCAAAAAACAUAUUAAUAUUACUCAUAAGGAAGAAAUAGUGUCAUAUAUUUAUACACUGGUUUUUUAUAAAAAUUAUAAUAUUUUUUUUAUUACGCAUGAUGGAAAAUUUGCUUCAUGGAUUUAUUCAUAUAAUGUUAUUUUACCUUUUUCAGUUGAACAGGAAACUGAGAUAAUUUUUGGAGAAAGAAAUUAUCCUUUUUUAGAAAUUUUAUGUUCAAAAUUUAUGAAAGAUCAUGCACAUUUAUUAAAAUAUAAACCAAUUAUAUUUGCAUUGUCUAUAUAUAAAAUGUGUUUUUAUGAUAAAGAAAUUUUAACUCAAAUAUUUAACAAUUUGAGUAAUAUGAUAAAAUAA
Messenger RNA from Plasmodium relictum, 615 nucleotides. Its product is annotated as conserved Plasmodium protein, unknown function. NCBI's taxonomy places the organism in Eukaryota, Apicomplexa, Aconoidasida, Haemosporida, Plasmodiidae. The record is from RefSeq and is a predicted model, not a curated record. The coding region runs from base 1 to 615 and encodes 204 amino acids. The transcript has a single exon.